This is a messenger RNA of Cucurbita pepo subsp. pepo (vegetable marrow), 1677 nucleotides long. The record is from RefSeq and is a predicted model, not a curated record. Lineage: Eukaryota; Viridiplantae; Streptophyta; Magnoliopsida; Cucurbitales; Cucurbitaceae.
AUGGCGGAUCUCUCUCAGCCGCUUCUCUUGCCGACAGAGGAAACUAAAUGGAUCCACUCCCCAGAAUCCGGCAGAAAAGAAACAAAAGCUAAAUUCGUUCCCGACGGUGGUGAUAUCCCUCCGAUCAACGGCGCACGUGAUUUCAACAGAGAGUUCUAUGUUGAAUUCAAGAAGCUCUGGUAUCUAGCAGCUCCGGCGGUGUUCACCUUCAUUUGCCAAUACUCUUUCGGCGCCAUCACUCAACUCUUCGCCGGUCAAGUCAGUACCAUCGCCCUCGCCGCCGUCUCUAUCGAAAACUCCGUUAUCGCCGGCUUUUCCUUCGGCGUCAUGCUGGGAAUGGGAAGCGCGUUGGAGACGCUAUGCGGGCAGGCGUACGGGGCCGGGCAGCUGGAUAUGAUGGGAGUGUACAUGCAAAGAUCGUGGGUCAUCCUUCUUUCAACGGCCGUGAUUCUAACUCCGGUUUACAUAUUUUCGGCGGCGCUUCUGAAGCUGAUUGGACAGACGGCGGAGAUAUCGGAGGCGGCCGGAAUGCUGUCGAUAUGGAUGAUCCCUCAGCUUUAUGCGUACGCGCUGAACUUUCCGGUCUCCAGAUUCCUGCAGGCGCAGAGCAAGAUGAUGGCCAUGUCCGUCAUAUCAGCCGUGGCUUUGGUACUGCACACGUUCUUUACUUGGCUGCUGAUGGUGAAGCUGGGGUGGGGAUUGGCGGGUGGUGCGGUGGUGCUGAACGCGUCGUGGUGGCUGAUUGUGGUGGCUCAGAUUGUUUAUAUAUUAAGUGGAAGCUGUGGGCGAGCCUGGUCCGGUUUCUCGUGGAGAGCGUUUCAAAGUCUCUCGGGAUUCGUCAGACUAUCUCUCGCAUCCGCGGUUAUGCUCUGUUUGGAGACAUGGUACUUUAUGGCUCUUAUACUGUUCGCAGGAUAUUUAAAGAAUGCAGAAGUUUCCAUCAAUGCCCUUUCUAUAUGCACGAACAUCUUGGGAUGGACGAUGAUGGUGGCUUUUGGAAUAAAUGCAGCCAUAAGCGUUCGAGUGUCGAAUGAAUUGGGAGCAGGACAUCCGAGAACAGCGAGAUUUUCAUUGAUAGUGGCAGUGAUAUCGUCGUUUGUUCUUGGUCUCAUUAUGGCUGCUGUUUUGGUUAUCACAAAGAACGAUUAUCCAUUCAUAUUUUCGAGCGAUUCAGCUGUGAGACAAAUUGUGAAGGACCUAACUCUUUGGCUUGGUUUCUGCAUUAUGGUCAACAAUGUGCAGCCGGUUCUAUCCGGAGUGGCCGUUGGAGCUGGGUGGCAGGCUGCCGUGGCUUAUGUGAAUGUGGGCUGUUAUUAUGCGUUUGGGGUUCCUUUGGGCCUGCUAAUGGGCUUCAUGCUCGAUUGGGGUGUUACAGGAAUAUGGUCUGGGAUGAUUGGCGGAACCAUAUUACAGACUUGCAUUUUAAUAUGGAUGGUUCACAGAACAAACUGGGACACAGAGGCAUCUGUUGCCGAGGAUAGAAUAAGAAAAUGGGGAGGACCCUCUAUUUCCGAAUAGAAUCACUUCGAAAGGCACACGAUAAGUUAUAUGCAGUAAGCCGUUGUUGUUGUUGUUUCUUUAUUCCAGGCUUAACCUGAGAGUGGGUGCUGCACAAUCGACAAAUCUACCGUCUAGCGCGAUUGGCGAUUGUGACAGAUAGAGUUUGUGGAUGUGAGA